AUGAAUCUGCCUUUGGGGCCAAGACUCCUGCCAGGCCCGGCCCAGGAACCCAGCUGCAAGGCCACCCCAGCCCCACCCAGCAGGUGGGACAGCUCCCAGAGCAGCGACUCCAGCCUGGACCAGCUUCUGCCCACAAGCCCCACGGCAGCUGGAGCUCAGGCUACUGCCUGGGUCCCCUUCCCCACGGUUGAUGUUCCAGACCACGCCCACUACACCCUAGGCACAGUGAUCCUGCUGGUGGGGCUCACGGGGAUGCUGGGCAAUCUGACAGUCAUCUAUACCUUCUGCAGGGCACUGUUGAGGCGAGCCUCCAACCCUCCCAGGAGCAGAGGCCUCCGGACACCUGCCAACAUGUUCAUUAUCAACCUCGCAGUCAGCGACUUCCUCAUGUCCAUCACCCAGGCCCCGGUCUUCUUCGCCAGCAGCCUCUAUAAGCAUUGGCUCUUUGGCGAGACAGCCUGCGAGUUCUACGCCUUCUGCGGAGCUCUCUUUGGCAUCUCCUCCAUGAUUACCCUGAUGGCCAUCGCUCUGGACCGCUACCUGGUGAUCACACGCCCGCUGGCCACCUUCGGUGUGGUGUCCAAGAGGCGGGCAGCGUUUGUUCUGCUGGGCGUCUGGCUCUAUGCACUGGCCUGGAGUCUGCCACCCUUCUUUGGCUGGAGUGCCUACGUGCCCGAGGGGCUGCUGACAUCCUGCUCCUGGGACUACAUGAGCUUCACACCUUCAGUCCGAGCCUACACUAUGCUUCUCUGCUGCUUCGUGUUCUUCCUCCCACUGCUGGUCAUCGUCUACUGCUACGUCUUCAUCUUCAGGGCCAUCCGGGAGACAGGCCGGGCUCUGCAGACCCUUGGGGCCUUUGAGGGUAGCGGUGAGUCCCCAUGGCAGCAGCAGAGGCUGCAGAACGAGUGGAAGAUGGCUAAGAUCACGCUGCUGGUCAUCGUUCUCUUUGUGCUCUCCUGGGCCCCCUAUUCUGCUGUGGCUCUGGUGGCCUUUGCUGGGUAUGCACACGUCCUGACGCCCUACAUGAGCUCAGUGCCAGCUGUCAUCGCCAAGGCCUCUGCCAUCCAUAACCCCAUCAUUUAUGCCAUCACCCACCCCAAGUACAGGGUGGCCAUCGCCCAGCACCUGCCCUGCCUGGGGGUGCUGCUGGGUGUGUCAGCCCAGCACAGCCGCCCCUACCCCAGCUACCACUCCACCCACCGUGCCACACUGACCAGCCAGGCCUCCGACCUCAGCUGGAUCUCUGGACGGAGGCGCCAGGAGUCCCUGGGCUCUGAAAGUGACGUGGGCUGGACAGACAUGGAGGCAGCAGCUGCGUGGGGGGCUGCCCAGCAAGUGAAUGGACGGUUCCCCUUUGGUCAGGCCCUGGAGGACGUGGAAGCCAAAGCCCCUCCCAGGUCGCAGGGACUGGAAGCUGAGACUCCCAGGAAGACCAAGGGACUGCUCCUCAGCCUGGACCCCAGGAUGUAG
Messenger RNA from Cynocephalus volans (Philippine flying lemur), 1470 nucleotides. It is a transcript of the gene OPN4, whose product is annotated as opsin 4. Gene Ontology annotation, molecular function: G protein-coupled photoreceptor activity. Lineage: Eukaryota; Metazoa; Chordata; Mammalia; Dermoptera; Cynocephalidae. Gene Ontology annotation, cellular component: plasma membrane. The record is from RefSeq and is a predicted model, not a curated record. The transcript has 11 exons. Bases 1 to 1470 code for a protein of 489 amino acids. Gene Ontology annotation, biological process: cellular response to light stimulus; phototransduction; visual perception.